AUGUCCAUUCGUUUCCACGCUCGCACGCCUCUGCUGUCACUCUGGCACGAUCCUCACUCUCCAGAAUCAGUGCGGCUUCUUCAAGAGCUUCACAAGCGACUCUCAGCUUCCUCGGCCUCCAAAGCCGGACAAUCCGUCGCAGAUGCUUCGCGCUCCGAAGCUCAGGGUUACUUGGAGCUUGUAGCCCGCUCAGCUCCCGGCUCUGAAGAGCCAUUCGCAGAGUUGCAAAUCAUCGAUCGACACUCUAAUCCACCUACAGAGACACAAUGGCAGUCUAUCCGGUCUUACCUGCCCGCGCACGUCGCCACACCCAGCGCAUUCGCCCAAGACGCCAUCGACUAUGCAGCGAUGCAAGGCGCGGCCACUGCUUCUGUGGAGCACGCUCACGGAAAUGAUGGUCGACAGACACACCCAGCGGUAGUGGGCAGCGCAGCUGCACCGCCCGACGGAUCGGUCAGGACGAGGAUCAGAGAGGCGAGAGGUUACAAGCCUCAGUCUGCCGUGCCUCUUGCUUCCGAAUCCACCUCUCCGGCUUUGGCGAGCGAAAAGGAACCUUACGCAGCCACGCCACUAGAGCCGAAUGCGACUGAAUAUGCAGAACUGCAAAAAGCGACGGAUCUGUCGGGCGUGGACGAGGACACUUCUGCACUGCCUGUCAGAUUGAGACCAGGACCUAUCCUCGUGGCGUGGGAUGAUGGAGUGGCCGCAGCAGACUGGGCUGGGGCCAAGGAGAUCUUGAACAUGUUGGAGAAGCGAAAUCAAUCAAAGGGCGUUGGACGAGGGUCCAGCUGCGUCAUAGCGUAG
This is a messenger RNA of Ceraceosorus bombacis, 804 nucleotides long. Lineage: Eukaryota; Fungi; Basidiomycota; Exobasidiomycetes; Ceraceosorales; Ceraceosoraceae. The record is from the annotation of a GenBank genome assembly.